Eremothecium cymbalariae DBVPG#7215 is the source of this 732-nucleotide messenger RNA. RefSeq names its product Atg33p (gene ATG33). The record is from RefSeq and is a predicted model, not a curated record. NCBI's taxonomy places the organism in Eukaryota, Fungi, Ascomycota, Saccharomycetes, Saccharomycetales, Saccharomycetaceae. Gene Ontology annotation, cellular component: mitochondrion. Gene Ontology annotation, biological process: autophagy of mitochondrion. The transcript has a single exon. The coding region runs from base 1 to 732 and encodes 243 amino acids.
AUGAGUGUUUGUUUGGUGGUUACCAAAAGUAUAGCGACAACGGCGUUGGGGAUCUACACAGGGAUGGUUGUGACGAAGAAUUUGAUCCUAACGCCCAAGUCUUUGAUGUAUAAUGGUACUGAUGGAGAGGGAGGUGAUAAUGCUUCCAAUGGGAUGAAGGAGGGGAACUUUGGUGCGACCGGUGCGAGCAGUGGGGAAGGGCUGGGGCUAUAUAGCUGGGUGACGGGUGCAUUAGCGGCGGUAUCUACGGUUUUCUUUGGAGUAUCAUAUUUCGGGGCGCCAACGUAUUGGAGACACCCGUAUCUGUUGUACUGUCUUGUUGGGUUGCCUUUGACAUGGCUGUUAGAAAGCGGAGCCGUCAAGGUGGAGUUUAGCAGCAGUUCUUGCAGCAAGUGUAUGCCAAUUUUCCCUGUUCCAGGGCAGUCCUAUGUGGGUGGGGCAGCUGCGGGGGCUACUUCUGAGGCGGAAGAAGAAGGUGGAUUGAGUACAAGCGAUGAACAUGACGAUAUUAUCUCAGAGGAUAGCAUUGUGGACUUGGCACAGCAGGAAGAAACUAGCGCCAAGAUUGCAGGCUCCGAUUCCAAGAUUCCACGUGGCGAUGAUGGUGGUUCAGAGUGCGAGCCCUCAAAAGUGGUGACGUUGCUAUAUUUUGUUGGCAGAUACAUCACUGUUGCGAGCUCAGCACUGCUAUUUACAGCUUGCGUGGUUGGAUGCCUUGGGGAGACAUUGUAA